AUGGCAGCCGAGGAGACGGGCUACGGCCUGGCGGAGGAGCAGAAGGCCACCGACGAGAGGGACUACAACCUGACGGAGGAGCAGAAGGCCGUCAAAGCCAAAUACCCGCCGCUCAACAAGAAAUACGAAUAUUUGGAUCACACGGCAGACGUGCAGCUCCACGCCUGGGGAGACACUCUGGAAGAGGCAUUUGAGCAGUGCGUUAUGGCCAUGUUUGGCUACAUGACCGAUACCGAGACCGUGGAGCCUGUGGAUACAGUGGAGGUAGAGGCAGAAGGCCACGACAUGUUGUCUCUCCUCUUCCACUUCUUGGACGAGUGGCUGUAUAAAUUCAGUGCUAACGACUUCUUUAUACCCAGGGAGGUUUAAGUGCUUUACAUCGACCGAAUGAGGUUCAAAAUCAGAUCAAUUGGGUGGGGAGAAGAGUUCUCUUUACCCAAACACCCCCAGGGCACGGAGGUCAAGGCCAUAACGUACUCGGCAAUGCAGAUCUGCGAAGAGGAGAAGCCCGAAGUCUUUGUCAUCAUUGACAUUUAA
Molecule: messenger RNA, 537 nt
Organism: Eurypyga helias (sunbittern)
Lineage: Eukaryota; Metazoa; Chordata; Aves; Eurypygiformes; Eurypygidae
Gene: TSLIG1
Product: zinc finger and BTB domain containing 8 opposite strand
Exons: 7
Biological process (GO): tRNA splicing, via endonucleolytic cleavage and ligation
Cellular component (GO): tRNA-splicing ligase complex
Source: RefSeq, a predicted model, not a curated record